Molecule: messenger RNA, 1902 nt
Organism: Phyllopteryx taeniolatus (common seadragon)
Lineage: Eukaryota; Metazoa; Chordata; Actinopteri; Syngnathiformes; Syngnathidae
Gene: hsdl1
Product: hydroxysteroid dehydrogenase like 1
Cellular component (GO): mitochondrion
Source: RefSeq, a predicted model, not a curated record
UCAGGGGGAAGCAUGGCGGCAGUGGACAGCUUCCACUUGCUGUACGGCGAAAUUUCCCGAUCGUGUGGCGUAUACUUGGAAACGCUGGCCGUGGUGGGCGCUGUGUACACGGCCAGCAGGGCUGUCGUCCUGCUCAGGGACUGCUGCGUGCUGGUCAGGGUGCACUUCCUGCCCCGGAUGAUCCCCAGCAGGAAGCUGACGCAAAGAUAUGGAGACUGGGCUGUCGUUUAUGGUGCAUCGGAGCCCGUGGCGCAGGCGUACGCCGAGGAGCUGGCCCGGCAAGGCGUCAGCAUCAUCUUCGUCACGCAGGACCGGGCCACCGUCGGCGACUUUGCCGCAAAUCUGUCCCGGAGCUACGGCGUGGAAACCGUCCCGGUCCACGCCGACCUUUGCUGGGACGAGGCGGCCGGCGAGCCCGUCAAGGAAGCCCUGAGGGGCAAAGAUGUGGGUUUCCUGGUCAACUGCGUGGACGAGGCGUGCGCGUCGCCCCGCGAGCUCGUGGAAAUGUCCGAGCGCAGGCUGAUGGAGGUGACGGCCAAUAAUGUCGCCGGCGCCACGCUGCUGACCCGCUUGGUGCUGCCUGGCAUGCUGGAGCGCGGCCGGGGGGCCGUGGUCAACAUCUCGUCCGGCGCCUGCUGCCGGCCGCCGCCUGGGAGAGUGACGCUCACCGCCGCCACCGGGUACUUGGAUCAUUUCUCCAGAGCGCUCCACGUCGAGUACGGCGCGAGAGGGAUCUUUGCUCAAAGUCUGCUUCCAUUCCAGAUGGCCUCCAGUGAGCGGCGUCCGGCGUCGUCCACGGAAGGCUGGUUCGCGCCCACGCCGCACGUUUACGCGCGCCACGCCAUCUCCACCCUGGGCGUGUCCAACCGGACCACCGGCUAUUGGCCGCACACGCUGCAGUAUGGACUGAUGAGGUGCAUCCCCGAGUGGAUUUGGGUUUUGGGCUGGCGAGUGUUCAUCGGUUAAAAGCGGAUCGUCUUGGCGGCGUCGUCCAGACAUUUAGAUAAGAACACAAGUUGUGUUGUAACCUCCCAUUGGUGUACAGUCAGUAAUACAGGGGUGGUCAAAGUAUAAAAGUAAGUGGCCAAACAUUUCCCACAGAUACACUCCCAACUUCUUGAAAUGCUAUGUUGCCACAAAAAUUGUAUGCACGGAAAUGCAUUGUUUAUUAAAAAAACAAAUAGGUGUUUUACCCCUAUAAGCACCAUAUAUUCCGGCUACUAAUAUCUAGAUAUUUGGUGCAAUUAUAUUUGUGUACGACGUUUGACAAUACAAUAGUGGUUCUUAUUUUCAUUGUCACAAUAAGUGUACAUUUGCUCACAGAAAGGCAUUAUUUUCUCAUCAAUAUUUGAUCACACACACACAAAAAAAAAGCUACAAUAUUGUGUUUUGCCUUGAAAGCAUGCUAUUUGUUCACAAAAAGGCUAUAUGAUUCAAAGAUGAUUCAAUUUGUCAUCCACUUUUGACUCCUUUUUUUUUUUUUUUUUUUUCUUAUUUACGAAUGACCCGACUGACCCGUGUGGCCCUUGAGCACAAAGGUUUGCCCACCCCUGGUGUAAUAUGUCACAGUGUCACGCGUUGUACCUUUUUAAAAGUGCUGCGAAUCAUUUGCGCACGCUCGUACGUGGUCGCCGUGCCAUCAGCUGGAGCUUAUCCACCCCUCACCUCACGUCGCCACCACCGCAGACGCUUUGCGCUCACCUUGCGCGCACGUGGCGUCAAAACAAAUGGUUAUUAUUAUUAUGUCUAUGUAUCAAAAGUGUUCUCUGUCAAUUGACUGUCUGUUGUGGUACUAGAGCGGCUCCAACUACCGGAGACAAAUUCCUCGUGUGUUUUUUGGACAGACUUGGCAAAUGAAGAUGUUUCUGAUUAUUUGGGAGGAAUAAAGUAUUCAAAAAGAAA